Molecule: messenger RNA, 1830 nt
Organism: Saxophila tyrrhenica
Lineage: Eukaryota; Fungi; Ascomycota; Dothideomycetes; Mycosphaerellales; Extremaceae
Exons: 2
Coding region: 1-1830 (609 amino acids)
Source: RefSeq, a predicted model, not a curated record
AUGUGGCUACUCAACGUUGAGACUCGAAGGCUCGAGUCCUUCCACCAUGAACGCUAUGUACCUGGAGGCUACGCUAUCCUGUCUCACACGUGGGGUCCCGACGAACUGACAUUCGACGACAUCCGUCUCGACGUCGUGCCUCGAAAACAGGGUUACAAGAAGAUUGAAUAUGCAUGUCAGCAGGCUUGGAAAGAUGACUAUCACUACGUCUGGAUUGACACCGUCUGCAUCGACAAACGUAGCAGCGCCGAGCUAUCUGAAGCCAUCAACUCGAUGUUUCGAUGGUACCGUUCGGCGAGUGUUUGCUACGCAUAUCUCAGUGAUGUCAAGCUUGAUAGCGCAGGGUUUGAAGAUCCAUCGACGGCAGGAUCCCCAAAUGAGAGGCCUCCGUGUCCCGAGAGCAACAUACACAGCCUUACCGAAGGCGCUCGCGCCAUUUUUGGGUCCCUAAGUAAGAUGCCACCUGGUCCCGAGAACAACAUGAACAGCCUUCCCGAGAGCAGUCGCGCCAGUUUCGAGCAGUCUGCCUGGUUCACCCGCAGUUGGACGUUGCAAGAACUGAUAGCACCCGAGAAAGUCAGCUUCUUCGAUUGUCACUGGGAAAGGCUUGGCGACAAGGAGGCACUGGCGCAGAGCAUCGAGAGAGCGACCGGUGUCGACGUGGCGGUUAUUCUCAGCUCCGAACUCCUGCCCACCAGGAGCGUAGCGAGAAGGAUGUCAUGGGCUGCGAAAAGGAAGGCCUCCCGCGAAGAAGAUCAGGCUUACUCACUACUGGGUCUCUUCGAAAUAGCCAUGCCGAUGCUGUACGGUGAGGGUGGCAAGAAAGCCUUUAUAAGGCUCCAGGAAGAGAUCAUUCGAUCAUCUGCAGCUGCCGAUCAUUCAAUAUUGGCCUGGAUGCCAGACGACCCGAAAUUGCCACGCGAAGAGCUCCUCUCCCCGCAUCCCUAUGGCUUUCGCUACGCCCGAGAUAUCGUCAGCUGGCGCUCGCAAUACGGAGAAGUCUUCGAAGGCUCCAACCAGGGGCUGAGGAUAUCGGUGCCAGUGUCAGACAAGCAUGCAGAGUUCGUAGAGGGAUCUCAGGAACACAUGAGGCGAAGAGCCGUGGAACAAAGCUUCUACUAUGAGCCUUCAAGAGGCAUUAGUGCCGACAUGUACUUCUAUGCUCGCCAGGCUCCGAGAUGUCAGCCGCACCGCUCUGACCAUGCGGAAGACGAGUGGAGGUUCGAGGCCAUGAUGAUGAGUGUAGUGACCUCGUAUCCACCGAGUGUUAUAUCAUUGGCAAAGCAGCCUCAAUGGAACAAUUUCAACCGCAACUUUGUUCAUAUCGUCGUCGAUCCGGGCCUUUUCGUCGCUGUCAGAGGGUCACGUCCACCAGAAGCAUGGGACAAGAAUACCUCGAUCCUGGCACUCGGGAACGCAUGGCUCCCCGGAGCCAUUCAAUUUAUGAAAAUGGCAGCGGCCAUCGUGUCGCACCCCUCGUCAUUUCGCGGGCCUAAUCUCGCGCUCCUGAUCAUGGUAGGAGGCCUUGCUCCUUGGAUUGCCGUCUUUCGAUGGGUCGACUUUGAAGCCAUGCAGCGCAUGCCAUCUGCGCAAGAAUGCACUGUUGUACCAGUCACACCCGUCGCUGUUCCCCUGCACGGUACCGACACGCCCGUCCUGAACGCGUCCGUAAGAGAAUUCGGAGCUACUGGUGAGAGGAUUUGGAGCAUCCAUCUGUCUCAGCCAACGCCGGAGACCAAGGCCGCGUUGGCACCAGCGAAGUCCGCUUCCCAGAAAACAACAUGGACGGAGAAGCUGCUGAAGAAGAAUAGCGAUACCUCAAGCAACUGA